Molecule: messenger RNA, 1865 nt
Organism: Linum tenue
Lineage: Eukaryota; Viridiplantae; Streptophyta; Magnoliopsida; Malpighiales; Linaceae
Source: the annotation of a GenBank genome assembly
UGCAGACCUUAUUUUUUGGCCACUCGUCUCCAUCGAGACUGAAAGUGUUCGCGUUUCCCCUUUUCCAAGCCGAUUGUCUUGGCACCACAAUGUCCGAUCACCUUCCCCAAGAUCUCGUCACCAAAAUUCUCGUCCGCCUGCCGGUGACUGCACUUCUGCGCUGCCGCUGUGUCUCCAAAGCCUGGCGGGCACUGAUCGACAGCCCAAGGUUCAGCAAGCUCCAAAUCGAACACUCCGCCACCACCGGCAAAAACGCCAUCCUCUUCAUCAGCGAACUCCACGGCGACUACGUCGUCGAUGAGUACGUCAACGGCCUCCAUCGCGGAACGAGUAGCACCCCUCGUGCGCAGACUAGCGGCACCGAUCCACGCUCGGGCUUUGCCCUAAUAGGCUCCUGCAACGGGUUGCUCUGCUUCGCCUGCGACUCGGAAAAGGUACUCAUAUCGAACCCCGCCACUAAACAUGGUUGCUUUAUGCCGUUUACGCUCUCCGGGAAACAACCGGGUACGGGAGUUUACAGAUUCACCGCCAGCGGGAAUAACUUGAUUUACAACUCCGGGUUCGGAUUCGGGUACGAUUCCAUGUCCGACGACUACAAGGUAGUCGAGAUUCUCCAGGUGUUCAAGCCUGAAGAAAAUUCUCUGCAAUCUGUGUUGGUUAGUUAUGGGGUUUGGUCGAAUUCCUGGGUAGAGGUGAACUUUCCGUAUAUCCUUCUUGGGUUGAGGAAAACAGGUGUGUUUGUGGGUGGGGCAGUUCAUUGGAUAGCUGGUAGGCAUGAAGAUCCAGACAGUGAUGAUACGCUCAGCGAGCUUGUGAUUAUUGGGUUUGAUUUAGAGCUCAAUGAAUUGAGGGAAGUGCCACAGCCAGAGUACACAGUUUGGGAGCCGUUCAACAUGGUAAUUGGCGAGCUGGGGAAGUGUUUGUGUCUCUUUGCCAAUUACAAGGAUAAGUUUGUGGAUGUCUGGAUGAUGAAAGAGUAUGGUGUUAAGGAGUCAUGGAGCUUAUUGUUCAAAGUCCCACAUCCCGGAUUGUGCUACAAUGAUGAGAUCAAACCGCUUGGAUUCUCAGUGACUGGUCAGGAGGUUCUUCUGCAGAUGGAUGGCAAGAAGCUUGUUUGGUAUGACCUGAAGGAUCCUAAGAAAGUUGCUGCUGCUGAGAAGAUCACCGUACGUGGGUUGAAGGGGAAGUCCGUGGAUGCAGUUGUAUGCUAUGGAAGCCUCGUUUCACCCUAUGGGAAGGUUCCACCAGUGGUAGAGGAAGUGAAAGUUGACAAGCAACAAGAGAAACCAGGAUCCCGAACGAAGAAGAAGAAGAACCAAAGGGAGGAGAGGGAUGAUUUCUUGUCUGCUGGGUUUAAGCUGAAUCUGUAGUCAGUCAAACAAGGUUAUGUACUGGGUUAGUGGUUCAUAUAUAUAUAACUAUAUAUAAUAGGGUAGAAGCAGAAGAAGUUAGUGGAGCAGUGAUGGUGUUGGUGGGUGGGGUGAAGUGGAGAGCUUUCUGUUUGUUCCACUCUCCAUUUAGAGGGUUUUUGAGCCAUUUUGGUGCAUAUAUUCCUGUGUAGGAACUAGGAAGGUGGGGAAGGGCUGCCUAUUUUGGGAUCGGUGGAAGCUCCAACUAGUAUUAGACAAAUUGCACUUAGUACUGCAAGACGUUAUUAAGUACUGAAUGUCGUAACUCGUAUAUGUUAACUUCCAGUGUGAAUGAUGUGUUUCAGUCUUUCAUUGUGGAAUACAUGUUUCGACCAAGUUGUGUGGAUGAAAAUGAUGUUAGGUUCGACCCAUUUGGAGUGGGAUGGGUUUAGUCAUGUUCAUUGAUGAAUCGGGCUGGCUGUUCCCUUUGACCCAAAUCCCACCAAUGAUUAGAGG